Messenger RNA from Scleropages formosus (Asian bonytongue), 4491 nucleotides. RefSeq names its product RAB11 binding and LisH domain, coiled-coil and HEAT repeat containing (gene relch). The record is from RefSeq and is a predicted model, not a curated record. Lineage: Eukaryota; Metazoa; Chordata; Actinopteri; Osteoglossiformes; Osteoglossidae. Gene Ontology annotation, cellular component: recycling endosome; trans-Golgi network. Gene Ontology annotation, biological process: intracellular cholesterol transport. Bases 134 to 3808 code for a protein of 1224 amino acids. Gene Ontology annotation, molecular function: protein binding. The transcript is spliced from 30 exons.
CAAAGGGCGGAUCGUAGAGUGACAGCCUUGCGUUCUGUCCAAUCACGAGGGGGCAUACAGCAACCCAGGAAGACCGCGUGAAAAUAUUAUUAGCAAGCUCGGUUGCUGGCUCGCGGCACCCUUUAGUGUAAAAAUGGCGGCGAGCAGCGUCAACCCAUUUAAUCUGAGCGAUUCGGAGGAGGAGGCUGAGCGAAGGCCGGAUGGGGCCGACGGCCCGCACAGUCCGAGCCGCGCCGCGCCGGGUCAGCCCAUCGGACCGGUUUCCCCGCUAGCGGACUCGGAGCCAGGGGCGCUGCUGGGGUCGGGCAGCAGCAGGACGAGUCCCGGUGUGGAGAGUGUCGCCGCCCUGGCUGCAGCCGCUGCGGCUGCGGCUGCGGCUGCGGCUGCGGCUGCUGCGGGGGGACCGGCCGGCGCGGAACCCCGCGUGCCCGCCGACGCGAUCGCCGCGCAGCUCCUCCGGGACCAGUACAUCCUGACGGCGCUCGAGUUCCACACGGAGCUGCUGGAGGCGGGCAGGGAGCUGCCCCGGCUACGGGACUACUUCUCGAACCCGGGCAACUUCGAGAGGCAGAGCGGAACUCCGCCCGCGUGCAAGGAGCCUGGACUGGGUCCGGGAGGACAGCUCAACCGAGCCGGAAGCAUCAGCACCUUGGACUCCCUGGAUUUCGCCCGCUACUCUGACGAUGGAAACAGGGAGUCAGACGAACGCGUCGCAGUCCUGGAGUUUGAACUGCGGAAAGCCAAGGAGACCAUUCAGGCUCUACGCGCCAACUUGACUCAGGCAGCAGAGAGCGAAGUUCCCUUGCAGGAGAGGAAGAACUUCAAAUCCAGUCCUGAAAUUCAGGAACCCAUCCGCCCUCUUGAGAAAAGAGCGUUAAAUUUUCUAGUUAACGAGUAUUUAUUGAAAAACAAUUAUAAGCUCUCGUCCAUCACGUUCUCAGAUGAAAAUGAUGACCAGGACUUUGAGUUGUGGGACGAUGUGGGGUUAAACAUCCCAAAGCCCCCUGACCUCCUCCACUUGUACCGGAGCUGCGGUUCCAGCCAGUCCACGCCCCGGGACACGGUCGAUGUCGGCGUGGGCGUCGAGUCCGAGGAGCUGCUAUCAAACACCCUUACCCAGAAGCCCGUGCAGGAAGCUGAGCUCCCGGAGCAGGUGGCUGUGGUUCAGGAGCUCGAAUACAAGAUUGGUCUUUUAAACGCUGAGAAGCAGAGUCUCGCAGAGCAGAUCAGGCAGCUGCAGAGUGACAUUCAGACCCUAAAGGAGACCGUCUCCAUCCCUCCUCCAUCCCUGCUAGUGGAGUGUUCAACCCCCAAGCCAGAGCGAGCGCCAGACCCUGGCCCUCUGGAUAAUGGACAUUACCUGGAUAUGCGUCGCUCCACAGAACGAGACGAUGUCCCGGACUGCCCUAUGGUGGACUUCGACACAGACUCAGUCCCAGCCACAACCCAGCCUGUGCACCCUGUCGCUACGCAGUGUCCUCCAGUGUCUGCUCCAGCCACUCCUCCAACACAACCGAAUGCAAAGUUAAAAAGCCACAUAUCCCCAAGCAGGGGACCGGUCGAGUUUGACCAGCCCAACAGAAAACUCUCUCCUGCAUUUCACCAAGCGCUUUUAUCGUUCUGUCGGAUGUCACCUGACAGUCGCCUUGGCUCUGAGGUUUCCCGCAUUGCGGACAGCGCGGAGAGCGUCACGCUCAUGCUUGGCCGCUGUCUACCCCACAUCGUCCCCAACGUGCUGCUCGCCAAGCGAGAGAGAAUGGUUGUUCACCUGUGCCAGGAGCUGAUCCCCCUCAUCCUCUGCACCGCCUGCCUUCAUCCGGAGCCCAAGGAACGCGACCAGCUACUGCAUAUCCUCUUCAAUCUCAUCAAGAGGCCCGACGACGAGCAGAGGCAGAUGAUCUUGACGGGCUGUGUGGCGUUCGCGCGCCACGUUGGUCCGACACGAGUCGAGGCGGAGCUCCUGCCACAAUGCUGGGAGCAGAUCAACCACAAGUACCCGGAGCGGAGACUGCUGGUGGCGGAGUCCUGUGGAGCCUUGGCGCCCUAUCUGCCGAAGGAGAUCCGCAGCUCCCUGGUGCUGUCCAUGCUGCAGCAGAUGUUGACAGAGGACAAGGCCGACAUGGUGCGGGAGGCAGUGGUCAAGAGUCUGGGCAUCAUCAUGGGCUACAUUGAUGACCCUGACAAGUAUUCUCAGGGCUUUGAGCUGAUGCUGUUGUCCCAGGGGGACCCUUCCGAAAGAGUCGUGAGUGCCACCCACCAGGUCUUCAUCCCGGCCUUCGCCGCCUGGGCAACGGAGCUGGGAAACCUUCAGUCCCAGCUCAUCCCUACUCUGCUGAUCCGCAUCGAGAAACUCCUCAAGGACGGCGAACAUGGGCUGGAUGAGCACAAGCUGCACACGUUCCUGUCUGCUCUGCAGUCCCUCAUUCCUCCGCUGUUUGCCGUCGUGCUCCAGAGCGCCCCCUUCACCGAGCGGGCCAGGCUGCAGGGCGACGUGCCGCCCAUUGAAGUGACGCGAUUCCCCCGACCGGCGUCGCCGCUUCAGGACGUGGCCACCAUCGUGGGGAGCCGGGAGCAGCUGGCGGUGCUGCUGCAGCUGUACGACCACCAGCUGGCCCACGAGGGCACUACGGGCUGGGACAGCCUGCUGUGGGUGGUUAACCAGCUCCUGCCACAACUCAUUGAAAUUGUGAGCCGGAUAAACGUCACGUCAAGCACCUGCGUCCAUGAAUUUUCCAGGUUCUUCUGGAGGUUGUGUCGAACAUUUGGGAAAAUUUUCACCAAUACCAAGGUCAAACCGCAGUUUCAGGAGAUCCUCCGGCUUUCAGAAGAGAAUGUGGACACCACAGCAGGGAAUGGCAUUCUGACAAAGGCCACCGUUCCCAUCUAUGCAACGGGAGUUCUGACUUGCUACAACCAGGAAGAAGACCGCAAGCUUUUAGUUGGCUUCUUGGAGGAUGUCAUGACAACCCUGUCCCUCUCUCAUGCACCUCUGGACAGCUUGAAGGCAUCCUUCGUGGAGCUGGGCGCCAAUCCGGCGUACCAUGAGCUGCUAUUAACGGUGCUCUGGUACGGGGUGGUUCAUACCUCAGCGCUUGUGCGCUGCACCGCAGCCCGCAUGUUUGAGCUGAUCCUUCGAGGCAUGAGCGAAGCCUUAAUUGCCAAGCGAGUAGCCCCGGCCCUAGUAACCUUGUGCAGUGGUCCCGAAUUCUCUGUGAGGAUAUCAACAAUUCCUGCAUUUGGCACAAUUAUGGAGACAGUAACUCAAAAGGAGCUUCUGGAAAGGGUGAAAAUGCAGCUGGCGUCCUUUCUGGAGGACCCCCAGUACCAAGACCAGCAUUCCUUGCACAUGGAGAUCAUUCGGACCCUUGGGAGAGUGGGUCCUAACACAGAACCCAGGUUCCGGGAUGAGUUUGUCCUUCCUCAUUUGCACAAACUGGCUCUGAGCAACAACAUGCAAACCUCCGAGAGCAAGAGACUGGACAUCGCAACUCAGCUCUUUGAGGCCUACAGCGCCCUGUCCUGCUGCUUUAUUUCGGAGGAACUGAUGGUGAAUCACUUCAUGCCUGGCUUGAAAUGUUUACGGGCCGACAUGGAAAGCCUCUCUCCUGAACACGAGGUUAUUUUGAGCUCUAUGAUUAAAGAAUGCGAGCAGAAGGUGGAAAACAGGAGUGUCCAGGAGCCGCAAGGCUCAAUGUCAAUUGCCGCCAGCCUCGUGGGAGAAGACGCCAAGACAAAGUUCCUAAGCAAGAUGGGUCAGCUGACCACUUCUGGUGCCAUGUUGGCCAAUGUUUUCCAGAGAAAGAAGUGACCUUCCAAGGAUUUUUUUUUUUUUUGUUUCCCCCCCAUGAUCCUCCAUUGCCUGGUGCAUCCUACUUGAACUUCUUCUGCCUUUACGUUAUUUGUUUGCUUAGGGUCUGUCAUGCUUCUUAUGUAUGUCUUCUUUUACAUCUUUAUUCCAAUCUCCAAAGAAAUUUGCACUUCACUUAAUAACUGUUGAUUUUUCUUCUGUAAUAUUUGCUUUGCGAAAUGAUGCUUUUGUUUUGUAGGACUGUUGUCACUUUAGAGAAAGCUGUAAGAUUCCCUCGUCUGGUCCACGUUCUGUGUUGCAGUGUUUCCAGCUUAUAAAAAUAUCUAUUUUCUUUUUUCCUAAAAGUGGUUGUUUAUAUUGGGUUUCUUUAUUCUAUUUUCUUGGAUAUGUUGUAAAAGUAAAUAACUGUAUAAUACACUGAUUUAUUAGAACGGUAUCCAUAAUAUGUACAUUUGAGAUUAAUGUCAAGAAGAAUAAAAAAACAGAACAAUUGUGUAUUUAAGUACUCAGCUUUUGUGUUGUUUCUUCAUGUUUUCCAUCUCUGUGGAAUUUGUUUGCGUAAAGUUAUUCUGAGGCCUGUAGUCAAAUGCAGAGUCUUGGGAAGCCAGUUUAUUGCAUAGAAGGAGUGUGAUGGGACUGUGCUUUUUUGUGUACAGGAGCCAAACCAGGCGCAGCAGCAAAGU